Molecule: messenger RNA, 4136 nt
Organism: Tachysurus fulvidraco (yellow catfish)
Lineage: Eukaryota; Metazoa; Chordata; Actinopteri; Siluriformes; Bagridae
Gene: cnn1b
Product: calponin 1, basic, smooth muscle, b
Exons: 7
Coding region: 143-1033 (296 amino acids)
Biological process (GO): actomyosin structure organization
Molecular function (GO): actin binding
Source: RefSeq, a predicted model, not a curated record
UUGGGGGAAAAGUGUGGCGUUGUGACGCUUCUCCUCAUGUGGCGGAAAACGGAAUAGUAACCGAGGAAGCAAACACCCCCCCAACAUCAGCACCGGGCUCAAAUCUGACCACAGAUACCACAGACUACAACAACUAUUAAAAAUGUCACAGCACUUCAGAAGCGGUCCAGCUUUCGGACUUUCAGCGGAGGUGAAAAGUAAGCUUGCACAGAAGUACGACCCUCAGAAGGAGGAGGAGCUCAGGCUUUGGAUCCAUGAGGUGACAGGGCGCAAAGUCCCAGACAACUUCAUGGAGGGCCUUAAAGAUGGAGUCAUCCUGUGCGAACUCAUCAAUGCUCUCCAGCCUGGCUCUGUGCGAAAGAUCAACAACUCCACUCAGAACUGGCAUCAGCUGGAAAAUAUAGGCAAUUUUGUCCGAGCCAUUCAGGAUUACGGUCUGAGGCCACAUGACGUCUUUGAGGCAAACGAUCUGUUUGAGAAUGUCAACCACACGCAGGUUCAGAGCACUCUGAUCACACUGGCUGGGAUGUCUAAAUCUAAAGGUGUCCAUACUAAAUCUGACUUCGGGGUGAAGUAUGCGGAGAAACAUCAGCGAAGGUUCGCGCCUGAGAAAAUGAAGGAGGGGCGCAAUGUUAUCGGCCUUCAGAUGGGGACCAACAAGUUUGCCAGCCAGAAGGGGAUGACAUCAUACGGCACAAGGCGUCACCUCUAUGACCCCAAAGCUGGCAUGGAGAAUCCUCUGGACCAGUCAACAAUCAGUCUGCAGAUGGGAACUAACAAAGGAGCCAAUCAGUCUGGAAUGACGGCACCGGGCACCAAGCGACAGAUCUUUGAUAAGAAGCUGGACAUGGAAAGCUGUGACACUUCCACUGUCUCACUGCAGAUGGGUACUAACAAGGUGGCUUCUCAGUCGGGCAUGACUGUCUACGGGCUCCCGCGUCAGGUCUAUGACAGAAAGUACUGCACUUACCCCGAAGACUACAUGGACAACGGCCAGGACAUGCAGAUUGACGGAUACCAGUACUCUGACUAAGACGCCUUCACACCACUGCAUUUUUAACUCACUCAUUUCUUGCCCACUUUUUUAAAAAUGUAAACCUCAUCCUGCAAGACCACGCAAACUGUUAACAGUUAUCCAUCAAACCAGAACAUUAGGUCUGAUUUAAGAUGGAAUAAAAAUAAUGUUUGUAACAGUUGUUAUUUUUUGCCACGGGCUGCCCCCGCUUCUCACUUUUUUUCGAGUGUAGCAGCUUCCUGUCACCACUUUGCAUGUUUUUAGCAAAUGGCCAAAACUAUGCAUCAAAAAGGUCAGUGAAAAACAUUUAUGAUGCCUUAUAUUUUGGUUUGAUUUGAAAUAUCCCCGAAAAUCAACUGUUUUGCUGCUGAUGAUCUCGAGUCUUGAGACGUGAAGUUUGACUUAGAGGAAGUAAUAUCAAAAGAAAAAGGUUCCACAAGGAUGUUAUGGUACUAAUUAACAGCAAAGCUAAGGACACUCACUAACAGCUAAAAAUUCUAUCCACCUUCAUGGGAGAAGCUUUGUUUGCCUGAGAGGACACCUGAGAAAACACAGCGUUAUUCCAGUCAGACAACCAAAAUCAAACCUGUCCGUUUUAGGUACCUGCAAUUUGCAGUCAAUGUUGUGUUCUCUCUCUCUUUCCUUCUGUCUUUUGCACUAUAAAGCAUAAGAAGAUGGUUCACAGAUGGACAUAUCAUUUAGCCGUGAGGCUUUAAAUCAAGCUAAAAUCUGCAGGUGCAUUCAACAUGACACAAAGAAUGUAAUGUACACCACUCCAGUAUUGCAUGGCUUUUUGAAAGUGUGUAAAAUGUGAUAGAUUGUUUCCAUUACAGCUAAUUGCUAAAACACACUCUGUGCCUUGAAUAAUAAAUUCGUCCUGUUCACUUCUGUUCAUAUGCAGAAACACAACCCAGUGCAGCACAGUACAGAUUAACCAGAGUUCACUUUUUUAAAGUAAGGUUUUGUAAAGUAAGGAAUUCUAAAUGGACUUUGAUCAACGGUUCAGAACUAGUCACAGAGGGACAGGGUUUAGCAGUGGGUGGUGAAUUCGGUGCUUAGUUAUUAACUGGCGAGCUAAAUCAGGGGCCAUGGAAAAGCGAAAACAUAUGGCAACAAAACUUACACAGAAAGCAAAUCUCAUCCUGUAGUCUGGUAAACAGACAUCAUUACAUGAAUACCUUUCUUUAAAAAAAAGUCAUAGAAUUUUUUUUUUCCUGUUGGAAAUCAGCAAAUCAAAGUGUUUAGAAAUGAUUACAGAUUGCAGCCUUCAAGGUCCUAAGGCUUGUGGCUGGAAAAGUGUAGAAAUAAGAGCAGAAAAGUGGACCAUAUGCCAAAGGCAGAGCAUCUGAGGCAAAGAUGAAACUGUGCUGGACUCUGGUCCAUAGACAAACUUAUUAUUUGUGCCUAAUGUACAUUGUUAGAAAAGCAAAAUUGGUUAAAAAAAAAAAAAGUUCUGUGUUUCUAAAGGAGAUACAUAUGGAAUUGUUUUUUCAAAGUGAAUCCCUCCUAUGUUAGUCUGUACAAAGAACUUUUUACCAAAGAGUGGUAGGAGUAAUCAUCUGUGGUAAGGGUAAGUCUUCAGAAUCAUCACGGCUGAGGAGAAUGUGAUAAAAAUAUACACUGGAGUCAUGUGAACUGGCUCUUUUACAACAAAAGAAUUCCUGAUUAAAUGCAAGAUGACAUUUGGGCAGCCGGCACCUUAAGUGAAAGAUCAGGUGCAGACUGGGUUUCACUAAGGCAUAGAAUUGCUUAAGUGCUUAUGUCCGUAUUAGUAAAUUCCCUCCAGAGAAAGAACACAGCAACAUUCUUACACAUAGUUACAGAAGCUCUGCAUUACUUUUCAAGUUCACUAGGAAUUCAACAAGCCAGUGCAAAAAUGCACGGGUUUGUAAUGAUCUUUAAUACGAGUGCAUACACUCACAGCAAUGUGGUCUAAGGACAUAAUGAGAAGAUGGCGUGCAGACGGUAAUAUUAGCUUCGACCAUAAAGGCCGGACCUAAAAAUACUAGAAGACUGAUUGCAGCUGAAAUCGGAAUGUUAUUAUAAUGGCCAAUGUAUGACCUGGUAUUAAAAUUAGAAAUGAUUGGGGUUUUUUUUAAUUAAACUGCAUGGGACACACUAAAAGUUUAACAUUGCUUAAUGCACCAGAUAUUCCCAGACACUUUAAUAAUAAUUGCUGUCUACUAUGGAAAGUAUGAACCCUCGAGUAAAAAAUAAUUCACAGCAGUGAGCCGAUAAAAGAAAAUAAUCAUUGAUUAGAGAAAAUGAAGCCUUUGUUUUGUCACAUAGACAUUACAGCACAAUAAAAUUAUUUGUUAGGAAGUUGGGGUCAGAGCACAGAGUCAGCCAUGAUAUAGUGAUAUAGAGUUUUAAGGGCCACCAGUGGAAAUGAAUGAUCAGCUACCAGCCUGAAGGUAUGUCCAUGUAAAGGUUUUGUUCUUCCCAUACCACAGAUGUUUUCCAGGGCUUUUUUGUUUAUGGAUUAACGACAAAUAGUACUUUUUAUCCAUUUAUAGCUACAUUAAACAUUGUGGAACACCAAUGAAACAAGGUUCUGUUAUCAGUUGUUUUAUCACUAUGCAAUAUUUUUAUCUCUCUCAAAAAUAAAGACAUAACAAUGCAGCUUGUGAUGUUAUAGAUAAACAGAAAAGACCUCCAUCCUGAAGACUGAACCUACUUCUGUCUGUCUGUGUUCGUUCCAGUGUUUCAUCAGCACCAUCUUGUGGAAAUAUUUCAGUCUGAUAGACAGACGCUGAGCUUCAUGAUGUGCUUGAGACAACUCUGGCCUACAGAACUACAUUUAUAUCCACUUUAUUACAUAACCCUCUUCCCCUAGUUUCAGGUUUAUUUGUGCCAAGGCUUUGCAAUAGACUUUAACUCAUUGCUAAUGAUAAAUGUCAUUCAGAUAAUUUUCUUUAAUGGUUCAACAACUGCAGGUUUUUUUUUAAUUAUUGAGCAUUAGUAUCACAGAGGAUAACGUUGCUGACUCACAGCUUCUUGAAAGAGUCUCUAUUUUAAUCUGUGUACCAUCUCUCUGCAUCCAUGUGGGUUUCCUACUGCUUCACUGGUUUCUACUCAUUACAAACAUGCCAAUAAACUCAAUAUCAAAGUUUGAGCUUGA